Messenger RNA from Phycomyces blakesleeanus NRRL 1555(-), 2055 nucleotides. RefSeq names its product glycosyltransferase family 39 protein. Gene Ontology annotation, cellular component: membrane; endoplasmic reticulum. Gene Ontology annotation, molecular function: dolichyl-phosphate-mannose-protein mannosyltransferase activity. NCBI's taxonomy places the organism in Eukaryota, Fungi, Mucoromycota, Mucoromycetes, Mucorales, Phycomycetaceae. Gene Ontology annotation, biological process: protein O-linked glycosylation via mannose. The annotation marks the transcript as partial. The transcript is spliced from 11 exons. The record is from RefSeq and is a predicted model, not a curated record.
UUGACUCUUGUGGCAAUUCCAGUUCGAUUCCAUACCAUUAGUCAUCCAAACCAAGUUGUUUUUGAUGAGGUACAUUUUGGCGCAUUUGCAGGAAAGUACAUUCAGGGCACAUUCUUUUUUGAUGUUCAUCCACCUCUUGCCAAAAUGUUGAUAGCAUUAGUUGGCUGGCUGGCUGGAUACAAGGGAAACUUUGAUUUUACUACCAUUGGAAAUGUAUAUGAUGAUACAGUGCCUUAUGUAGCUAUGAGAUCAGCAAGUGCUUUACUGGGGUUAUUGAUGGUUCCAAUGGCUUACUUGACAAUCCGUGAUGGAGGACAUUCAAUGUUGGCUGCUGUACUGGCCGCGCUGAUAGUUUGCUUUGAAAACAGUUUGGUGACCAACAAUAGGUUGAUAUUACUGGAUUCAUACUUGCUGUUCUUUACCGCAUUUACAAUCAUGGCAUUCAACAAGUUUUACAAGCAGAUCAAUAACCCUUUUGGUGCUCGUUGGUGGACAUGGCUUGCGUUGACAGGUAUUGGACUUGGACUUACUGUGAGCUGUAAAUGGGUUGGACUGUUCGUGAUUGCGACAGUCGGAUUCUCUACAAUCAAAGAUCUCUGGAGAAUAUUAGGAGAUGUGCGAAUCUCAAAGGGAAAAUGUGUACAUCACUUUCUUGCUCGUACUCUGUGUCUUAUCAUAGUACCUUUUAUGAUAUAUACUGCUACAUUUUACAUUCACUUUAAGCUGCUUCCUUUGUCUGGUGAUGGUGAUUUCCACAUGUCAAACACUUUUAGACAAACUCUUGUUGGAAAUGCAGUAGAUGAGACCCCAAUUGAUAUUUCCUAUGGUUCUCAUAUAACUAUCCGCCACUUGGCUACCAAUGGAGGUUUUCUUCACUCUCACAAUUCAACAUACCCUGAAGGAAGCAAACAGCAGCAAGUAACAUUAUAUCCACAUCGUGAUGUAAACAACUGGUGGAGACUUCGGAAAGCAAACAGUACACUUGAGACUGAAGAAGUGGAAGGAGAUGUGAUUGGGUCUGAUGGAGAAACCCCCCUUGAAUGGAUCUAUGAUGGCGAUAUCGUUCGUCUUGAACAUAUCUCUACAAGUCCUCGCAAACUACACAGCCAUGAUAUAAGUGCUCCUUUGACAGACAAUGACUACACCAAAGAAGUCAGUGCAUAUGGAUUUCCAAAUUAUGAAGGUGAUUCCAACGAUCAUUGGAUAGUAGAGAUUGAAGACGGGCCCACCGAAGAAUCAAGAGAAAGACUUCAAUCUCGUCAGACACAGUUCCGUCUUGUCCACGCAACGCAAAAUUGUGCAUUGUUCUCCCACGAUGUCAAACUACCAGAUUGGGCAUUUGGACAACAAGAGGUUGCGUGCAUGUUGAGUGCAAAGAAACCAAAAACCCUUUGGAUGAUAGAAUCAACCACAAAUGAAUUGUUACCUGAGCCUGUUGAUAUGAUUGGCUAUGAUAUUCCUGGCUUCUGGGGAAAGUUUUUUGAGCUGCAUCGAGUUAUGUGGACCACAAAUGCUGGACUUACUGGCGCACACCCUUAUGAAUCUCGGCCCUCGACAUGGCCUAUGCUCAAGUCUGGGGUGUCUUUUUGGGCAAGGCCAGGAACACAAAUAUUCUACAUCGGAAACCCUGUGAUUUACUGGCUCUCAACUGUGGCGGUAUUUACAUACAUGAUCUUGUGGGGAUUCUUCCGAUUCUUGGCCAAGACCAACCGCCCGGACCGGUUUCCUCAUCGCCGCCCGUUCUUUGAAAACGCAGCCGGGUUUUAUGUGGCCGGUUGGGCAUUCCAUUACAUUACUUUUUACCUCAUGCAUCGACAGUUGUUCCUGCACCAUUAUCUGCCUGCGUUGUACUUUGGUAUCUUGGUAUUCGGUGUUGGUCUUGAUCUUGUGUUUUUGCGCCUUCGACCCUUUCAACGCGUGUUGGUGGGUGUGUUGGUCUGUUCCUUGGUUAUCUAUAGUUUUGUGGAGUUUUCGCCUCUUACUUAUGGUACUGAAUGGACUCGUGAAGCGUGUGAAGCAUCACGGUGGUUACCCUCGUGGAAAUAUAGAUGUGAC